AUGCUUGCAGCUAUCGGAGUUGCCAACGAUGUUGCUCCGUAUCCGUGGUUCCACCAAUUUCGCAACCGAAAUGACUGCACUCCCCUAAUGGAAGCUUGGGCAGCGAGGAACGUACGUAGCGUGAAAUGUCUUUUGGAUCUGGGAGCUGAUGUUGUUUGUAUGUUGCUGGAGCAUAAAUGCAAUCUGGACUUGAGAAACGAAAACGGUCAUUGUGCUUUGAUGGAAGCAACAAGUGCAGGUCAUCUGAACAUUGUGAAACUUCUGAUCCAGUCUGGUGCUAAGGCUGUUUUUGUAAAUAUGAACAGGAAUUCAAGGCUAGAUCAGUUCUUUUAG
Molecule: messenger RNA, 333 nt
Organism: Cylicocyclus nassatus
Lineage: Eukaryota; Metazoa; Nematoda; Chromadorea; Rhabditida; Strongylidae
Source: the annotation of a GenBank genome assembly